AUGGCUGAAAUCCUUAAUUAUGGGCCGAAGCUGCCCACCAUGGACGAUUUAUUGCAGUUUUUGCGGGCAUACCCGAUGUACCGCAACACGCUGGUAAAAUACAUCGAGCAACAGGAGGGAAGGAACAGGGACACGACGAUAGAAGAUCUGACGGCCAGACUCCUGUUGCUGAACCCCAUGCAACCAUAUGCCGGGGGGCAGCCCAGGAACUUCCUAUCUGCCUGGGCGCUGAAGCGCGAAAGGGAAGAGGCCGUGGCCGGAGUCAUGCAGGAGAUAGUGGUGGAAGUGGCCGAGACGGAACAACCGGCACCCGAGCAACACAACGUGGAGGUUGCACAACUAAAGAAGGAGGAGGUGCCUCAGCCUGAAGAAGUGGCACAGGCGGCAGAAGAGGUACCACAGCUGGCCGAGCGGGUGCCUGCAGAAGGCGACCAAGCGGAUGCGGAGCAUGAUUUUCGCGAGCUGGUGCUGUAA
Messenger RNA from Gongylonema pulchrum, 474 nucleotides. NCBI's taxonomy places the organism in Eukaryota, Metazoa, Nematoda, Chromadorea, Rhabditida, Gongylonematidae. The record is from the annotation of a GenBank genome assembly.